Molecule: messenger RNA, 2517 nt
Organism: Mesorhabditis spiculigera
Lineage: Eukaryota; Metazoa; Nematoda; Chromadorea; Rhabditida; Rhabditidae
Source: the annotation of a GenBank genome assembly
AUGGCGGCCGUAGAUGUACAACAUGUUUGCGUGGUCGGCACUGGUACUGCGGGUCUUGUCGCGAUAAAAGCCCUUCGAGAGUACGGGAUUGAGGUGACCGCCUUUGAGAAGAGCAACUCCUGGGGCGGCAUCUGGAGGUAUAAGGCAGAAAAAUGCGAGGGCGUGGGCACGGUGAUGAAGAGCACGAUCCUCAACACGAGCAAGGAGUUCAUCUCGUUCUCCGAUUUCCCGACGCGGCGCGAGCACGCGAACUUCAUGCGCAACCGGGAUGUGCUCGAGUUUUUGGAGGAGUACGCUGCGAAAUUCGACCUUGUUCAGAGCAUACAGUUUGAGACCGAGGUUUUAAAGGUGUACCGCGCUUCGGAUUACGAAACGACCGGGCGUUGGGUGGUCGAGACGAAACGAGCCGGCCAUACUGAGACGCAAACUUUUGAUGCAGUAUUGGUGUGUACUGGGCAUCAUGUCUACCCGAUGAUACCAACAUUUCCGGGAAUCGACAAAUUCCAGGGCACCAUCACCCAUUCGCACGACUACAAGACGGCCAAACCGUUCGAGGAUCGGAGGGUACUGGUUGUUGGGCUCGGAAACUCAGGCGGUGAUAUUCUAUGUGAGGUUGGGAAGGCGGCUGCAAAAACGUACGGUAGCUCUCGGCACGGGACCUGGGUGACGCAGCGGGUCGUUGGAAGGGGAUACCCACGAGAUAUCCUGAUGCGCACACGAUAUAAUGAAUGGAAGAUGCGGAUGAUGCCUGGCUGGCUUCGAAAAUGGAAGACAAUCGGGGCUUAUAACGAGCGGCUGGACCACAAACUAUACGGACUGCAACCGACCGAGGGACCGGGGGAGAGCCCCGUACUUCUCGCCGACGAUUUGCCGCUGUUUUUGGCGAGUGGCUGGGUCGAGCUGCGCGUCGGCAUUCGUAGUUUCACGGAAAAUGGCGUCUAUUAUGAGGAUGGGCGAUUUGACGAAGUCGAUGACGUCAUCUUCUGUACGGGCUACGAUUUUGACUUCAAUUUCAUCGAGGAGGGCAGGACGGUUCCGGUUUCCGACAAUCAAACCCGUCUCUGGCGUCGCAUUUUCCCACCCGACCACCAGUUUAACACACUAGCGUUCAUCGGCGUAGUCGACCCACUUGGCCCGACAAUCACAUGCUCCGAAGCACAAGCCCGAGUUGUUGCUCACUUCUGGGCCAAGCGUCUCGAUUUACCCUCGAAAGCGGAGAUGCAAGCGGAAAUUGACCGAGACAAAGCAGCGACAAAAGCUCGUUUUAAGUGCUCGGAUCGGCGCGCUUCGCUGCAGAUCGAUCAUAUCUGGUAUUUUGAUCAAUUGGCCGGGAUGAUCGGGGCCAAACCCGAUUUGAGCUUUGACGUUUUUCUGAGAGACCCGAAACUGGCAUUGGCGCUUUAUCUGGGUCCCGUGACGGCUCAUCAUUAUCGAUUGAAUGGGCCCAAUGCGUGGAAUGGGGCCAGGAAACAGAUAUUGGGCACGUACGAUCGCGUGCAUUACGGUAUGAAUACGAGGGGACGAGUGGAGAUGGCCAAGGAAUUCAGCGAGGAAUCCCCUACAGUCUACCCCCAUUUAUUGCCGAUUCUCUUACGGGAUACUCUACAGAUCCCGCUUACCGUAGCCUGCCUACUAUUAAUUGCUCUCGGCGUGUUCAAUGUGUCCAGAGUAGACCACGGGCCGGCCAGACGACUGCCAACCGAUUCUGAUAAAACGUUGAUAAUCUUAAUAACCCCCACAUAUAAGCGGAUAACAAGAAUGGCCGAUCUAUUGAGAUGCGCCCAAAGUCUAAUGCUGGUGGAUAAUAUCUUUUGGGUGGUGGUGGAGGACGGGCAGAGACUAUCCACGCAGGUACUAUACGAUCGGCAUGCCGUAGUAUAUUUCAUGGAUGACGACAAUGCCUACGAUCACAGACUUUUCAACAAAUACGUUCGAAAUGUGAAGACAAUUGGAGUGUGGGCUGUCGGGCUCGUUGGUGAUUCCCUAGUCGAAGCUCCACACGUUGAAGAGGGAGUUAUCACCAAAUGGAACGCCUUCUACUACCCGUCCCGAGAAUAUGCCGUUGAUAUGGCAGGAUUUGCUGUCGCUCUCCCUUUAAUCAUCAGCUCCGGGGCUCGAAUCCCACGACAAUGCCCUGGAAAAGUGCCGGAAACGUGUCUACUACGGCAGAUGGGAGUUCCGAAAGAGAAAGCGGAAGUUUUUGGAUGGAUGGAUGGACAGAGAGAUGUUCUUGUAUGGCAUGUUAAGGCUGUCGAACGGGUACCUCGUGGCAUCAACUCGCAUGGGUAUGAGGUGGAGACACUAAACGCUAGAGAAUGGCAAGAACAUCGGAAUUAUUGGAAGAAACCGGUCAAGCCGGCCACCAACGGCACGAAACCCGCCCCUCCGAAGCCAAAAACGACUCCUCAGCUCCCUCCUCCUUCCACAAACGCGACGAUCCUAAAAACGAACGACGUCCGCGACUACGAGCCGAUCCCAUCAACCGUGAAAACGAACCUGAAACCCUCCAAGAAACCG